This is a messenger RNA of Babjeviella inositovora NRRL Y-12698, 969 nucleotides long. It is a transcript of the gene PDR17, whose product is annotated as Pdr17p. Lineage: Eukaryota; Fungi; Ascomycota; Pichiomycetes; Serinales. Gene Ontology annotation, molecular function: phosphatidylinositol transfer activity. Bases 1 to 969 code for a protein of 322 amino acids. The transcript has a single exon. The record is from RefSeq and is a predicted model, not a curated record.
AUGACGAUCAAGGAAUCCUCUAGCCCAAAGGAGUUGACACAGCGGUUCACUCCGUUUGAAAAGCCUGUAAACCCCAUUAAGGCCCCGGUAUUUGACCUCACCCCGGAACAGCAGGACAAGUACGACAAGGUGUUGGCUCACUUCACCAGUUUGGAUGGGAUCGCUAUGAACGAGGAAGCUCCAGCAAAGUCGCCCAUUACCGAUGCUGAAAAGUCCUGGUUGACCAAAGAGCAGUUUUUGCGGUAUUUGCGCGCUACCAAGUGGAACGUCACCAACGCCAUCAAGCGUAUCGAGGAGACGAUGAUCUGGAGAAGAUCGUUCGGGUGCAGCGGUACGGAAACGGACCUCCUUACGGCAGAGUUGAUUUCCGAGGAAAACGAGACGGGCAAGAUGUUCAUUUUCGGUUACGACAAUGAUAACAGGCCGUGUCUCUACUUGAGAAACGGGUACCAAAACACAAAGCCCAGCAUCAAGCAGGUGCAACAUCUCGUAUUUAUGCUCGAGAAAGUUAUCACCUUUAUGCCGCCAGGACAAGACACAUUGGCUUUGUUGAUCGACAACAAGCCGCCGGACAGCAAGUUUGUGUCUUCCAAGUUCCCGCCUUUGGGUAUCACUAAGCAAUGUUUGCACAUCUUGCAGUACCACUACCCAGAGAGACUCGGGAAGGGCUUGUUCACUAACCUCAACUGGCUCUUCUGGGGUUUCUUAAAACUCUCCGGGCCGUUCAUCGACCCGUACACGCGCUCCAAAACCGUGUAUGAUGUUCCCUUUGUGGACUACGUACCAGCUGAGCAGUUGGAUAAGGAAUUUAACGGCAGUGCUGACUUCCAAUACAAGCACGAGCAGUACUGGCCCACGAUGUUGAAGAUGGCUGAAGAGAGACACCGGACGUAUGUGCGCAAUUUUGAGAGAUUGGGUGGCAAGAUCGGGUUGAGCGAGUACGAUUUGAGACUUCCUCUGGAAGAUUAG